Molecule: messenger RNA, 3003 nt
Organism: Cucurbita pepo subsp. pepo (vegetable marrow)
Lineage: Eukaryota; Viridiplantae; Streptophyta; Magnoliopsida; Cucurbitales; Cucurbitaceae
Source: RefSeq, a predicted model, not a curated record
GGUCAAAAUCCGCGAACGUCAUUUCCCCCAAAAUUUCUAUGGAUUUUCUCUCCAUUCCUAAACUUAAUCUUCAACCUAACGUGGCUCUUCCUGAUCAAACCCACUCCGAUUCUCCUUCUCCGGUACCGUCUGUCCCAUCCCUCCGCCGCGACGAUCUCCCCAACACCAUGGAUUUCAACCCCUUUGCCGCUAUCUCCUCCAUCGUCACAUCUGCCGACGAUUCCUUCCCUUUCGACACCGAUUGGUUUUCCGACGCGGAUUCCGAGUCCGAGCGUGAUGUUAGUUGCUUCGUGACUGAUCUUUUUGAGAAUCGUCGCUUCACCGAUCAUUUGCACGCUUUCAGCGAUUACGAUCGAGGUCUGGAUUCUGGGCCAGACCCAUUUACGCAUUCUGCUAACGACUUGGGCAUUUCGGGAUUUGAAGAUACCGGUGAGAUUGAAUCUCACUAUAUUGAGGAGCUGUGGUCGGCUUUCGCUAUGGAAUCUGAUAGCCGGGUUUCGGAGGUGGAUGUGAACAUGCCAGUUGCGGAUUCGACUACUAGUGGCCUUCGGAUUGUUGAUGUGGAUUCGGACUCGGAGUCUGAUAACGGGAUGAUUGGUGCUCUGCAACUCGUGACAGGGGAUGAUGGCGAGAAUGAUGCUAAUUGGGUUGAAAAUCCGAAUCCUCUCUCGGAUAGCUUCAGCUUUUGUUUUCAGGGCCAGAGGAUUCCGUACGAGGAUUUUGAAUGGGAGGAGGUCGAGGAACGGGUGGACGAAAGGGAUAAUUUGAGCGCAGUGGUAGAUGGAGCUGAGGAAUUGUCUCUUGCAUCGGGUUUUUCCAACGAAGAAGAAUCGGGUGAAGAAGCGGGUCGAUGGGAAAUCCUAUUGGUAAUGAACGAUAUCGUAAGGAAUACGAACUGGGAACGGGAUAACGAUGCUGAGGCGUACAUAGCGGACCAGGAUGAUUACAUGUAUGCAGGAGAAUACGAUACCCUUUUUGGACAAUUCGUUGAAAAUGAGAAUGCUUUGAAGGGUAGUCCUCCAGCAGCUAAGAGUUCUGUGGAGAACCUUCCUCUGGUUGAGUUAAAAACAGAGAAUCUGCUGGCAGAGGAACUCGUUGCCUGUGCCGUUUGUAAGGAUAAAUUUUCAAUGGAGGAAAAGGUGAGGAAGCUCCCCUGUGCUCACUAUUACCAUGAUGAUUGCAUUCUGCCGUGGCUGAAUAUUCGAAACACAUGUCCUGUUUGUCGAUAUGAGCUGCCAACCGAUGAUCCAGAUUAUGAGCGCAGGAAGAGUCGGAGGGCGGGUGGUGGCCUGCAAACGGAUUUGCGGGUCAGGUCUUGUGGUAAGAUUUCUUUUAAAAGUUCUCCUCCUGGAACAACUAGCAUUGCUGUUGAUACGCUCAUCUUCACAGGUAUCCAUUGUUAUUCAAAUGCUUGGUAAGUUUUAGUCGCUAAUAGUAGGGGGAAACUAUACUAUCUUACCUUGUUGAAUUCAAUUUAGGAAUUAUAAAGUUUGAGACAAAGCAUACUAAGUGCUGAGCUUUGAAACUGUUUACUUGUGAAGUAUUAAAUUUGUAUAUUUAUAUGCUUAGAGUAUCCGUUGGUAGACUUUUUAAAAUAAGAAACUUCUGGCGUAAACUUUUGUGUGGCGCAAUUGCUUGAUUUUGGGUCAAAAUAAUUCUUGUAAGUUUGCUUAAUAGGCGUGGGAAGGAUGAUGCUUCUGUCAUCGUGUUCUGGUUAUUAGUACUUACUCAUCCGGUUAUUGGACAUAGAAAUCUUAGUGGAUAUGCUUUGGCCUUUCGAUUGUGUUUGGGAGUGUUUUCUCUCCUAGUAUAUUAAAAGUGCUUUGUCAAAUAAAAUCAUUUUCACUGUGCUUGGCAACGUGUGAAAAUUUUGUUUAUGGAUGAAGAAACGUUUAGUGGACACUUCUAAUCAUUCAUGAUAUUGGUUCAGAAUCGGGAUUCUAUUAAAUGAAAUCUUCGUUUUUGAGAAAAGAAGUAUCUUGAGAAAUGGCAUCCCGCUUAUUGAUUAUUGAAGUGUUGUGGUGUGAAUCAUACUUUUUUUUUUUCUUUGGAAUUAUUUUGGGUUUUUUGUUUAAAGAUUUUUAGAAAAGCAUUUCUUUUAUCAAACAAUCUUUGGAAGUCACAGACUUCUGAAUUCUGGUGUUAGCUAUUGUUACAUUUACUCGUGUGUUAUCUUAUUCUUCCCUUCUUUAAAAUCUCUCAGAAAUUGUCUUAUGAAAUAUUAUUCUGGUGUUUUUUAGUUUCCAUGAGUUGAAUCUCGGAUAACUUGAGCAGUAGAUACAAUGAUCGUCGUUUACUUUUAUGCCUUAUCAUAAUAUCCAUUGAUUAAUUGAUUUAGCUACUAAAAAAAGCCUGCAUUGCCUUCAUGGUCUAUAUGAUGUUUGCUGCUUCUUGAACACGAUAUAGACUAUGACAUUAACCCAAUGAGUUGUGUGCCUGUAUUUCUUUCAUGGUCUGUAUGCUGUUUGCUGCUGCUAGAAUGCAAUAUAGACUAUGACAUUAAACCGAGGGUGUGUUGUGCCUGCAUUUCUUUCAUGGUCUAUCUGAUGUUUUCUGCUACUAGGACGCGAUAUAGACUAUGACAUUAAAUCGAGGGUGUGUUGUGCCUGCAUUUCUUUCAUGGUCUAUCUGAUGCUUCUGCUACUAGAACGCGAUAUAGACUAUGACAUUAAACCGAGGUUGAGUUGUGCCUGCAUUUCGUUCAUGGUCUAUAUGAUGUUUGCUGCUGCCAGAACACGAUAAAGACUGACAUUUAAGGAUGAGCUGUAACAACUUCCAUGAUUUAUCCUCAUGUUCUGGAUCAGAAUUAUUCUCUCUUACUCACUUGUGAUUUGUGAAUCUGUGAUUGGUACUCUUGUUAUUAUCGUUGAGAACCAUAUUUGUUACCAUAUUCUUCUUAUCCAGGUUCCCCUUCCACCCAAGUUUUGAUUGAAUGAUUCAUUCGGUUGAGUGAAACUCUUUCUCCUGAAUUGGAAAUUGGAUUUGAAAUUAUUUUAGUGUUUA